This is a messenger RNA of Delphinapterus leucas (beluga whale), 3379 nucleotides long. It is a transcript of the gene GUCD1, whose product is annotated as guanylyl cyclase domain containing 1. The record is from RefSeq and is a predicted model, not a curated record. Lineage: Eukaryota; Metazoa; Chordata; Mammalia; Artiodactyla; Monodontidae.
GGCCUGUGACCGCCCCUCCAGGGGGUCAGAGUGGGGCUUGGUCUCCCGGAGCCCCGCGCUCUGCCUCGGCCCGAGGCUGGCGGAGGAGCUGGCCGGGCAGAGGCGGAGCUUGCUUGGGAAAGAGCCUCUGGGGAGCCCGCGUUCGCGGAACGCCCGGGCCUGGGCGGAGCUUCCGGGGAGCCGGGCGGGGAAGGGGUGCGAGGCCCGGGAGGCCAGGGGCGGGGCUCCCGGGAGCCGGGAGCGCUAGCGACCGGACGAGCUGAGAUCCCGAGCCCUGGGGCCUGGAGGCGUAGGAGUCGGGGCGGGGCGGGCCGCGGCCUGGAAGGGCCAGGGCGGGGCUUGGGGCGGCCCAGCCGCGCUGGUGCUGGCGGUGGCUGCCCAGGAACCCGGCGCGCACGGGUCCCGCUCCAGCCCCAGUCAAAGCCGAAACUGCAGCCGGCUCCAGGCCGGGGCCAUGGGAGCCCCCCGCCGCCCGCGUCAUGAGGACGGAGGCGGAGGCAGCGGGGCCGCCGCUCGAACCCGGGGACUUCGUGCAGCUGCCCGUGCCCAUUAUCCAGCAGCUCUACCACUGGGACUGCGGCCUGGCCUGCUCCAGGAUGGUGCUGCGCUACUUGGGCCAGCUGGACGACAGUGAAUUCGAAAGUGCCCUGCAGGAGCUGCGACUGACCAGGAGCAUCUGGACCAUCGACCUGGCCUACCUGAUGCGCCACUUUGGCGUGAGGCAUCGCUUCUGCACCCAGACCCUGGGCGUGGACAAGGGCUACAAGAACCAGUCCUUCUACAGGAAGCACUUCGACACAGAGGAGACCCGGGUGAACCAGCUGUUCGCACAAGCGAAGGCCUGCAAGGUGCUGGUGGAGAAGUGUGGCCACCGCUGCUUUUGCCGCACCCCCGACUACCAGGGCCAUUUCAUCGUGCUGCGCGGCUACAACCGGGCCACUGGCUGCAUCUUCUACAACAACCCGGCCUAUGCUGACCGAAUGUGCAGCACCAGCAUCAGUAACUUCGAGGAGGCCAGAACCAGCUACGGCACGGACGAGGACAUCCUCUUUGUCUACUUGGACAGCUGACAGCAGGAGCCUGGUGUGCCCAGGCCCUUGGACCCCACCCUGCCCUGCCCCAGCUGGGCCCACUUAGGAGGCCCUGGCCCAGGUCUGGGGCUGCCAGGGCUCAGAUGUGGAACUGUGGCUCCGGCUCAUGUGACCAAACCCCAGGGAGUCUAGGAGGCCGAGUCUCACCUGCCUAAUCCACCAGCGCUGAGCCGUCAUGCCGCUUACCCUGCACUCCUGCUGGUUGCUGGCUCAUCCCCAGAGCAUCUGAGUGGAGCCUCCCCCAGGACCCCGAGGCUGACUCCAGCUGUGCUCAGGGGACAUCCACCCCUACGGGUGCCCUUGUUGCCUGUGAGCCAGACCCAGGGCAGAGGGAGAAGCCUGAGCCCAUCUCACCACAGACCUGGUGAAUGAGCCCUGAAGAGAGAUGUUGCUUGUCUGUUUGUUUGGAGACUGUGUAGGUGGCCUGGGCCCCGGGGGCUGGGACUGCUCCAGCCUUGCAGGGACCUGGAAGUACUGCAGACCCCCCUGGGCCCUUUGGUGGAUGCCGCCGCCCCCUCCCACCUCCCAGUGGGACCAGUUCCUGCAGCUGAUUGCAAGGCUUCUGGCCCCUGGGGAGGGCUGGACCUCAGGCAGAAAUGACUCUGAGGCCCCUGCGGCCCUCCAGGUACUCCAUCUCCUUGGGGUGGAAACCUGGGCUGCAGGUGGGACCCUGGCUCCUGCUGGCCAGCAGUGCUCACAAUGCCUGACCCCGAGGGCCAGGAAUAGCUGCCUGGGCCCCAAAGAUGCUCACACCCACAAGGCUUCCUGACUAGGCAGGCAACGGGGCUCGCGUCUGAGGGCGGGGAACCCCAAGUUUCGCAGGGUUGGUUGCUGGGGCCCUGGGCCUGCAUGGCUGAUCAGUGGCUGUGUCGGGGGAGGGGGGGGUACUGUGACCCUCCACCACCCACCCUGGUGUUCACAUCAGGACCUUUUGCACAGAACUUUGGGUCUCUUCUGUCUGACAGGAGGGGUGUUACCUACCCAGGAUCACACAGCACGGCACCAUAGCAUGGAUUAGAGCUGUUUUCUUUUUCUUUUUUUUUUUUUGAGAGGGGGAGGGUGGUGUUUUUGAGAUUUAAGUUUUCACUUUAUGGGGGUGAGACUCAACCUCAAGUAAGACAAUAAUAGUGAGAUUGUAGGUACUUUGGAACCACUGACACCUCUCUUCACAGGACAGGUAAGCCAGCCCAAGUUCUCUAUCAAAGGGGCCUCUCACCAUACGGACAGAAUCUGGCCCAGGAGAGUGGUGGAGCUGGGUCUUGAACCAGGGUCUGCACCUGAAAAAUAAGGACAAUGGAUCAUUCCCAAAAGGGCUGGGGACACCCACGCCUCGGGUUGCCUCUGGCUAGUGGCGUAGGGAUGCCCCAACAGCCACACCGCUGCAGCACCCUGCAUCUCGGUCUUCCGGUGCCCAAGGCAUGAUGUGGGGCAGCUGCUGCCCCUCCCUCAGACUGCCGACCAUGGCCAUGCUCCGCGUCUGCCCCCAUGGAGCCAUGGCUACUCUGAGGGGCAGGGGUGGGCUCUGCUGACAAGGGCUGUCAGACCACCUAACCACAUUGUUUCUCAACACCAGACGGCCUUGACCAAGAGGGAGGCGUUGUUGGCUGGGCAGCCACCCUGGGUUUCAGAGACUAGUGCUGCCUGCAGACUGGCCUCGUGUCUGUUGCCUUAAUGCUAGGUGGCCCAAGAUCCCAGGGAGCGCUGUCCAACGCCCAGGAGUACCACGCGUGGUGGCUUUGGGUUUGGGUGUGCUCAGGAGGGGUCCGGGUAACACUGGUGAGGGCAUAUGCGUCAAGGGAAACAGAGGAAGUGAAGCUUUCAGGAUGGCUCCCUGUGAGUGAGGCUGGCACAGAGAGCAGCCUCCACAAAGAGCGGUCACGGCACCUCUGUCCGUCAGAGACACUCAAUCCCUGGGCUUGGAGGAGGGCUUCUCAGGGCAAGCACAGGUUAGGGGUCACCUGUCUGGAAGAUUCACAAGAGCUGCCUGCCCCUGGGGUGGUGCCACCUGCCUGGGGAGGGUCAUAGAGGCAGAACACAAACCUCAUUGUGUCGUGUUCCCGCACAAAUCAUGAAAAUGGGGCUGGAGAUAGAGCCGAGACAUCGGGAACUCUGCCUACAGCACGUGGCACCACAACCGCCUGGCCACACACAGGGGGCCACGCUGGACAGUUGGCUCUGUUCACUCCAGCCACCUGGGGACAAAAGGGAUCUUUUGCAUUACAGAGAUUUUAUACAUAUAUUUUGUUUGUAAUGAGCCAUUCUCAGUAAAUGUUAUCCUCACUGCGAAA